UCCAGAGUAGAUGCCGCUUGAAUUUGACCGAGCAAGGAAAGAAAAACUUCGCCCGUGUCUCUCUGCAUUUUGACCCAGCAUGGCUACUUUUGGCUACGGGGCGAUUUUCGUCUUCAUCCUCGCGGGACUUCUGGCUCUUCCCGCUGAAGGAAGUCCCUUCCAAGCCCGGAAGAACAAAGAUGGAGAAAGCAAGAUGCAGAUAAAUUUGGCUGCUUUAAAAGACAAGAUGCUCAACAGUGCAAGAGCUUCAAGGUCAACCGAUGAUGAAACCACAAGCUCGGUAUCAACUUCGGCCGCGUCAUCGAAUAUGUCAUCUUCAAUUUGGUCUUCAAUUUCGGCAUCUUCAGAUGAGAUUGUGAGAGUUUUAUCGUCAACAAAUGGUUCAUCUCUGGAUACGUCUUAUUCUUCGCCUCAGUCCUCAUCAUUUCCAACAUCGCAACUGUCUUCAUCUUCCUCAGCCGUGUCGUACUUGUCUCAGGUACUGGGUGGCUCCGAGGAUGGGCAAGUUGUUGAGGAUAAAUAUUACGCGUGCGUCCACGAUGAUUCACCGGGCUACCUCUGCCUUAGGGACGGCGAGUGCCUGGCCUUCCACAAGCUUUGUGACGGAAUCGUGGACUGUUCCGAUGCUGGUGAUGAAUCAGUAGAUGUAUGUGGAUGCGAUGGCAUGAUGUGCAACAUCACCAACGAGUGUGUUUCUAGCGAGUAUGUGUGCGACGGGGACCCAAGCGACUGCGACGGUAUGGAUGAAGUAGGUUGUCCUGAUUCGAGAUUCCAGGUGUGCGUGCCAAACCAUUUCAUGUGUUCAACAGGACAGUGUAUACCGGACUACUGGAUAUGUGACGAGAACCGGGACUGCCCUAGCGGUGAGGACGAGAGGAACUGUCAAACGCGCCGAUGUCCGGCCGGGUACUUCCGCUGCUCUUCUGGCUCGUGUGUGUCACUUAACUGGGUUUGUGAUGGCCAUGCCGACUGCACCGACGGGGCUGACGAACGCACCAUAGGCUGCGUCACCGAGUGCACGGCCAACCAGUACAAGUGUCUAGACGCCUCGUGUAUACCCCGGAGUAAGCUGUGCGACGGGGUCGGAGACUGCUCAUCCGGGGAGGACGAGGGUACUCAGUGCGGCUGCAGAUCCGAUGAGUUUGAGUGCUCGCCAAGAGAAUGCGUGCUUCAGAGCAAGGUAUGCGAUGGAAAUUCCGACUGCGCGAACGGCAAAGACGAGCAACUGUGUCAAACGACAGAAUGUCGCGACGGAUAUUACAGAUGUCACGGUGCGAGGAGGAUAUGCAUCCCGACGACCUUCAUUUGCGACGGUCAAGUUACGGAUUGCCCGGAAGGAGAUGAUGAGAUGGGGUGUGGAUGCGGAGCCGACGAGAUUCCAUGCUCGGAUGGCAAAACAUGCAUUCGGCAAAACCAGGUCUGCGACGGGAAUCGUGACUGCCCAUCCGGACAGGACGAGUCUGACUGUGGUUGCGGACAAAGGGAGCACGAGUGUCCAGAUGGCUCGUGCAUCAUGCUUGCUUUCCUUUGUAACGGCGUCACCGACUGCCGAGACGGGUCAGACGAAAGGGGAUGCCCCUGCCGAGACAACGAAUUCACAUGUGCUCAAAACGGCGUUUGCAUUGACGCUGAUCUGCAGUGCGACGGUAUUGUGGACUGCGCUGACGAAUCGGACGAGAACAGAUGCCCAACAGCACCCCCAAGAGUUUGUGAAUACCCAGCUCACUUUCUAUGUCCGGACACCACAAGGGUUUGCAUCGAUGGUGAACGACGUUGCGAUGGUGUUGCUGACUGCAGGGGAGGAGGUGAUGAGGAAGAUUGCCCGUGUGUGGGGGUUCAAUGCCUGGACGGUACAUGUAUUAGUAACCGGGCUGUGUGUGACGGGGUUGAGGAUUGUCGCCAGGGUGAGGACGAGGUUGGUUGUCCUGGAAGCUGCUCAUCAACAGAGUUUAAGUGUGCUCCAGGUGAAUGCAUAGACUCGUCAAAGUUAUGUGACCUCAACUUUGUUGACUGCCAAAAUGGAAAUGAUGAAUCCGAAGCAAGUUGUGGGGAAAGUAGUUGCAAUUCUGAUCAGGGUUUUGUGUGCCUGUCUGGUGAAUGUUUCGAUGGGCUAAAAGUAUGCAACGGGAUUCUUGACUGCCCUGGUGGGGAGGACGAGACGGCAUGCCCAACAGCGCCACCUACAGUCAAUCUACUACAUGAAGUCCAAGCUUUGAAGGAAGGUUUUGAAGGCUUAAGACAUCAUUUGACUGAGAAUGACGAAAAAACAGAUCUAUUGGAACUAGACGUGGAUAACCUUGAGACAAAUUUUGAAGACAUGAAUAUUGAGAUUGGUGAUAUCAGCAGAAAAGGUGCAGCCCUGGAAAGAGAGGUUGAGAUUCUUAAAGACGAGGUUGAGGAGAUCAAAAAGGAACUUUCUGAUCGCGACGACUACACUAACACACCUCGUCCUCCUGUGCGUCCAACACGGCCUGUGCGUCCAACACCUCCAGUGCGUCCAACACCUCCAGUGCGUCCAACACCUCCAGUGCGUCCAACGCGGCCCGUGCGUCCUACACCUCCAGUGCGUCCUACACGGCCCGUGCGUCCUACAAGGCCACAGAGUCGGACACUUCCUAUACGUCCAACAAGACAACCCUGAGAGAUGCCGUAAUAGCACAACAACCACCCCUCCUUCCCAAAAAAGUAAUUGCAAAACGCCUGCAAAAUUUACAUUUCUACAUGGCCCAAUUUGAUAG
Asterias rubens (European starfish) is the source of this 2738-nucleotide messenger RNA. RefSeq names its product low-density lipoprotein receptor-related protein 2-like. Bases 80 to 2641 code for a protein of 853 amino acids. Gene Ontology annotation, molecular function: protein binding. The transcript has 13 exons. Lineage: Eukaryota; Metazoa; Echinodermata; Asteroidea; Forcipulatida; Asteriidae. Gene Ontology annotation, cellular component: plasma membrane. The record is from RefSeq and is a predicted model, not a curated record.